Molecule: messenger RNA, 636 nt
Organism: Aspergillus mulundensis
Lineage: Eukaryota; Fungi; Ascomycota; Eurotiomycetes; Eurotiales; Aspergillaceae
Exons: 3
Coding region: 1-636 (211 amino acids)
Source: RefSeq, a predicted model, not a curated record
AUGACCGGAGGAGCAGAGGCCGGCCGACGGAAAGCUCGAUUCCAUCCAUCCUUUCAAGCUUGCGAAACUCCGUAUCUCGUGGACUUUCGAAGGCAGAUUGCUACUGAAUCGGGUCUCUUCCUUCGCAAGGACGGGAAGAAACGCGGCGAUUUGGGCCUGACUCGACUUGAACGGACACCGAUAAGACGCGAGUACGAGGGCGAGAAUCUGGCGAAGGCAGGGAAGCUGAGUGUUCCUGUGUCUCGAAUUGGGAAGGCGCAACGAUGGCCUGGUCACGGGGCCAGAAGAGGAUUUGAGGGGAUUCCGGUUCCCAAGACUUUCUGUCUUCCACCGUCUCGCGCUCGAGUGCGUCUUCUGCAGCACCUCUCUGAGGAGAAUGGGGGCGAGGCAGCUACUCAAUGCCGGCGUGUGAAGAUCCAGCGAUGGAUGAAAACCGUCCUAGCGAGACCCCGACGCGCAUUGGAAGGCCGGCAGGGAGGUGCCGGCCAGGGAACGAAGGCUUCAGCUCUUGAUUUUUCUGCCUGCGAUUUCGCCGUUGGCGACGCCACUGCCAUUUUCAGCGCCCACGCACGAGAACCCGCUAGCACCCCCGAAACCAGCGAUCUUACACUGGAAGUCUGCGAGAGUGGCGCGUAG